Nematostella vectensis (starlet sea anemone) is the source of this 1514-nucleotide messenger RNA. RefSeq names its product testis-specific serine/threonine-protein kinase 3. Gene Ontology annotation, molecular function: protein serine/threonine kinase activity; tau-protein kinase activity; ATP binding. Gene Ontology annotation, cellular component: cytoplasm. The transcript has 2 exons. Bases 229 to 1335 code for a protein of 368 amino acids. Gene Ontology annotation, biological process: protein phosphorylation; intracellular signal transduction; microtubule cytoskeleton organization. NCBI's taxonomy places the organism in Eukaryota, Metazoa, Cnidaria, Anthozoa, Actiniaria, Edwardsiidae. The record is from RefSeq and is a predicted model, not a curated record.
GUCUCUAAUUAGCCGUUCCAACGGCGCGAGGAGUUGCGCGCGCUUUCGAUCAACAGGAAAAAAGUUACUUGGAAAAAAACUCCGGGGACGCUCUGACGCAAAGGCGCGUGCGAGGAGCUUCCACCCGCGAACACGAACGCCUUCAUCGACGCAUGUCCCCCUGCUAUCAGCGCGGACGACACGAUUUGGGGCAUCGCAUACAACCGCGUUCUGCAAUACUUUCGACGCAUGUCAUCUGCGCCGCCGGAGGCGUCCAAUGAUAGCAGCAAGAAUGCCGCAGUCAAAAGUGAGGCCAAAGCCAAACAGACACCAGACAAUAAAAGGCCUAAAUCCGGUGCCAAGAGCAGCAAAAGCACAGAGUCGACUGCCCCGUUUGACACUGCGAUUCCCGUUCUUUCCGCUUAUGGCUACGCCCUCGGGGAUACUCUGGGCAAAGGUUCCUACGCGGUCGUCAAGGCUGCUUAUUCUAGAAAACUGAAAAAGCAAGUCGCCGUCAAGAUCGUUACAAAAAAGAAAGCACCGGAUGAUUAUCUGACCAAGUUCCUGCCCCGUGAGAUCCAAGUGAUGAAACACUUGAAUCAUUCGAACGUGGUAAGUCUGCACGAGGCUAUAGAGACUAGCUCUCGUAUCUACAUCAUACUAGACCUGGCGGAUAACGGCGACCUUCUCGAGUACAUCCGAAGCAACGGCGCCAUCCCGGAGAACGAGGCGCGCUUGUUCUACCAUCAGCUUGUGGACGCGGUCGAGUAUUUACACAAUAAAGGGGUUGUGCACCGCGACCUCAAGUGCGAGAACAUCCUCCUUAACCGCGAUAACCGCAUCUUGAUAUCGGACUUUGGUUUCGCGCGCACACAGCACGUCAUGGCGGAUACGGGUAAAAGGCGACUGAGCCAGACGUUUUGCGGAUCGUACGCGUAUGCGCCGCCAGAGAUCUUACGGGGCAUUGCGUAUGACGGAACGCUGGCGGAUAUCUGGAGCCUGGGCGUGGUGCUGUACACUAUGGUCUCCGCGAGCCUACCAUUCGAUGACACGAACCUGAAGGUCCUUCUCGAGCAGGUGUCAAGAGACGUGGUGUUCUCCCGUAGAAAGAAGAUCUCGGAUGAGGUCAAGGAUCUCGUCAGACGGAUGCUGGUCGCUGAUGUGAAGACAAGGAUUGAUCUUGCUUCUAUCAGGCGCCAUCCGUGGUUCGUGGGGACCAAGUUCUCGGACGCAGCUAAGAUAGAUGAGGUUCCACAGCACGAGAUUUCCAAAAGUAAGCAAGAGGCGCAGGAUAGCGGCCAGAGUAGCGGAAAAAGCUCGGGAGAUUCGGGGAUCGCCAAGGAUGAGACUUCGUGAGAACUUCCUGGGGCGCGAGUGGAGUCGAAAUUGCAGAAUCCAAUCCAGCUCAGUAUUUUUUUAAGGGACAUUCGAUGAUGUUAGAAAUGAAAUAAUAACGUACUGAAAGAGGAAGGACUUGCGUUCACUUGUUUGUGACUCUCGGCAUUGAAGGAAAAUAAACAGUUUUAUUUUCUCAA